This is a messenger RNA of Linnemannia hyalina, 4527 nucleotides long. The record is from the annotation of a GenBank genome assembly. NCBI's taxonomy places the organism in Eukaryota, Fungi, Mortierellomycota, Mortierellomycetes, Mortierellales, Mortierellaceae.
AUGCUUCGAGUACAGUCAAUGAUUCCCAUCAUUAUCCAUAGUGUCUUCUUUUGCGGCAUGGCAACUGUUGCUAUCGCUGGAUUCUUGGCCAGGAUUCACUAUCUGACUCAUCAUGCCAAACCGCAUGGCCUAGGAAGAACAGCUUGGAUUUACUGGCCUACCCAGAUCUCUAUGAUCGUUGCAGCCAUCGCCGUCUGGACUUUGGCAUACCAGUUUUUCGCCAUGAAGGACUUUCCAGUCGUCUCUGCCUGGAGCUGCACACUCAUGGGAGCAGCCUGGGUCGCUGCCGCCAUUUUGAAUAAAUAUGAGCACCAUUACGAGAUUCGAUCGAGUAGCGCCAUAUUCGCAUUUUAUGUCACCUCCAUCUGUGGCGCUCUCGCCAUCCUCCAAACAGCACUGGAUCCAGGAUCAGGAACCGACUACUCUGUCACACCUCUGGUCGUUUUCACCCUAGCAUUGACCACAGGAUUCAUUGUUGAGGCUUGGCCUCGCGGGAACACCCGUAUUCAACGCUCAAGUAAUGUCGGCAUGUAUGGCAAGGCAAACCUCCUCUCACGCCUCACAUUCUGGUUCUUCACACCCAUCAUCUCUAUCGGACUCGAUCGGAUCCUCACAGCGGAAGACAUCAAAGGCCAGCUCCCAAAGUCACUUGAAGCAUACACUGGAUACAAACGACUCUCACGCGCCUGGGACGAGGCACUCCAGCGACACAAGCGAUCCUCAUCCACCACCUCAAAGGAGACAUCGCCAUCGCUGUUCUGGACGGUCCUCAAAAACAGUUGGGAGAUGUUAAUACCAGUCCUACUGAGUCGCGUCGCCAUUGUAUUGUUCUCCUAUACGCUACCGGUCUUGUUGAAGGAGCUCCUCGGUUAUCUGGAGGAUCACGAGUCCAAACCAGUCUCCUACGGAGUCACUCUAGCCCUCGGCAUGUUUACCGCGUCCCUAUUUGCUUCGCUCUUGAACACCUACAACCGCUACCAGAUGCUGACCCUCGGCGUUGCCAGUCGAUCAGCUCUCAUCUCAAUGAUCUAUCGCAAGGCUCUCCGUCUCUCUGCAGGAUCGAGGAACGAGGCGAGCAGUGGAAAAAUCGCCAACCACAUGUCAGUUGACGCCGAUCAAUGGUGGAACGCAAUCGUGUACAUUUCCAUGUGGAUCGAGAUCCCCCUGGCGCUCUUCAUUUCCAUGAAGAUGCUCUACAACCUCCUGGGCUGGUCCAUGCUGGCGGGAGUGCUCGUUAUGCUAUCUCUCCUACCCCUACAGGCUUGGCAGGCGCGUGUUUUCCAGAGUAUUCAAAGCGGGAAGCUCAAGGCCAUGGACGAGCGGAUGCGAUUGACGACCGAAGUCCUCUCGUCCAUGAAGAUCGUCAAACUUUACGGCUGGUCAACUGCUUUUCUACGCCGCAUCCUCGAGAUCCGGAACCAAGAGCUGGCAUAUCUCCGCCGUAUCGGAGUCGUUGAGGCCUUCAUGUCGAUCAUCUUUAUCUCGUCCUCCCUUAUCAUCAGUCUUGUUACCUUUGCUGUCUAUGCUCUUUGGGGCGGACCAAAUUUCACUCCAGGGACUCUCACACCUCAGACAGUUUUCGUGUCAAUGACGCUGUUUGCAAUGCUCAAGGGACCGAUCGCCAGUCUCUCAGAUGCCACCACCUCGACCAUCGGUGUUCUUGUCGCCACAAGGAGAAUCCAGCAGUUCCUGCUCAAGGAAGAAGUCAACGAAGCCGAUGUUGUUCGUUCGGAAUUCCUUCCGGGAAAUCCACUCGACCCUGUCAUCUCGAUCAAGAACGCCUCUUUCUCAUGGGCGUCACCAUCACAGUAUGAGCUUCGACCGGACCCAGAUGAACGGACCGCCCUACUAGCGACAAACGACGACCCACACAAUAUUUUGGUCCCAACCCUUCAAUCGAUCCAGCUCACGGUUCCGCAGGGCAGUCUAACGGCUAUUGUCGGUCGGGUUGGUCAGGGCAAGUCGUCGUUAUUGUCCGCGAUGAUUGGAGACAUGUACAAGCUGAAGGGGCAGGUGGAGCUCUGUGGACUAGUGGCCUAUGUCCCUCAGCAAGCCUGGAUCUGCAAUGCCACACUGAAGGACAACAUCUUGUUCGGGAACGAAUACGACGAAGCCAAGUACCGACACGUCCUAUUUGCCUGUGGAUUGGAGCCUGACAUUGCGAUGCUUCCCGGAGGUGACAUGACAGAAAUCGGUGAGCGCGGGAUAAAUCUCUCUGGCGGCCAGAAACAACGCGUAUCUUUGGCCCGUGCGGCGUACGACGAUGCCGACAUUUACCUUUUGGACGAUCCUCUGAGCGCCGUCGAUGCCCACGUCGACCAUCAUCUCUGGGAGAAUCUUAUAGGACCUUCAGGAUUGCUCGGGAAAAAGGCUCGAGUCCUCGUUACUCAUGGCACUCAUCACCUUCGCGAGAUGGAUCAGAUUGUGGUUAUCAAGGACGGAGCUAUCCAAGAGCGAGGGGACUACUCACACCUUAUGGGUUCCAAAAAGGACUUUUACCGCUUGAUCAAGGAGUACACGGUUUUGGAGAGGAGAAGGUCGCAUACCACAAUCAAGAGGCGCCAGAGCAAGGACACUCCGGCUGAGGGUGUGUCUGCCACAGGAGAAGAGAAUGACUCGGAGAAUCCAAGCACUGUGGGAGAGGCUGUCACAGAUCAGGAUACCUCUGACGACGAAGCCAAGGGACCCUCUGAGCCACUUCGGAACACCAACGCUGUCCUCAUCGGUGCAGAAAAGAUGAAGGAGGGAGAAGUUGGGUUUGACGUUGUACUCUACUAUGCCAAGGAAGCCUCAUACCGAAUAACGGCGACAAUUGUCGUUUUAUUUCUGCUUGCUCAAGGAUGUCUCGUCUCGACCAGCCUGUGGUUGAAGCAUUGGAUCAAAGUCUCCAAGGAAACCGAAGACGGCGAGUCGCAGUCCGUGUUUAUGUUCCUGGGACUUGCCGUGGCAAGAAUCAGGGCCUCGGAGCGGAUCCACAGUCAUCUUCUCGAAAAGGUGUUCCGAUUACCUAUGGCAUUCUUUGACACCACUCCUGUCGGCCGCAUCAUCAACCGCUUCUCGUCCGACAUCUUUGCGGUCGAUGUAAGGAUACCAAACAAGCUGAUCGACAUCUGCCUCUUUGGUAUAUCUGUCGCCAGUACCCUCUUGCUUAUUGUAUUUACGACACCGUCCUUUGUCGUGAUUCUGCCCUUCCUGCUCGUCGGAUACUGGUUUGUCGAAAAGUGCUUCCUGAGCGUCUCCCGGACUCUGGCGCGGAUUUAUAUCAUCUCCAAGUCACCUGUCUACCAGCAUUUCCACGAGUCUCUGGGUGGUGUAUCAACCAUCAGGGCUAUGAAGAUCCAAGAACGGUUCAUUGAGAAGAAUGCGGCCAUGGUUGACAGGAUGUCCAACAACUUUUUGUCCAACAUGGGCAGCCGACGCUGGCUGGAUGUUCAGCUUCGGAUUCUAAGCACAGUUGUGUUGCUGUGCGCUGCUCUCUUUGCGGUCCUACAGCGGGACAGUAUGGACCCGAGUCUGGUAGGCCUAACCCUGAGCUUUGCCCUGACGAUUACAGAGGAAGUAACAAGUCUUGUACGCAACUUUUGUGACCUCCAGAAUCAACUGGUGGGAUUGGAGCGGAUCAUCGAAUACACGGACUUGAAGACGGAGGCACCAGACACAACGGACGUUCUCCUUCCUUCUAAUUGGCCUUCAGAGGGCCGCAUCAGUUUCAAGAAUUACUCGACACGCUACCGUGAAGGGCUAGACUUGGUGAUCAAGAAUGUGUCCGUGGACAUUCUGCCAUCAGAAAAGGUCGGGAUCGUAGGUAGGACAGGGGCGGGCAAGUCAUCGUUGACUUUGGCUCUCUUCCGUUUGAUCGAGGCAGCCAACAGCUAUUGGGCUAAGGAGAGUGAUAAUAGUCGAUCCCUCGUUGCAGACGCAGCACUCAUCGAUAUUCUCGACACGGACGAUUCAGACGACGAGGAGUGUGGGGGCUAUAUAGAGAUUGAUGGAGUCGACAUAUCAACAGUUGGAUUGGAGGAUCUGAGGAGGCAUUUGGCGAUCAUUCCUCAGGACCCGACGUUAUUUGCUGGAUCGGUACGAGACAACCUGGACCCUUUUCAAGAAUUAGAGGAUGCUGAUUUGUGGGAGGCCCUGGAGCGAGCGCAUUUGAAGGAAAUCAUAUCGGGGCUGGCUGGGGGGCUAGCGUUUGAGGUGUCAUCCAACGGCGAUAACUUUUCAGUGGGCCAGAGGUCUCUGAUCUGCUUGGCGCGUGCAUUGUUAAGAAAGACCAAGAUACUGGUGUUGGACGAGGCGACGGCGGCGGUUGAUGUGGAGACGGACGAGCUGAUUCAGAAGACAAUUCGGAAGGAGUUUGCGGACAGGACGAUUUUGACGAUUGCACACCGGAUUAAAACUGUGAUGGACAGUGACAAGAUUUUGGUAUUGGAGAAGGGUCGGGUGGAGGAGUUUGAUAGGCCGUCUGUCCUGUUACGGAAGGAGGAGUCUCUGUUCUACCGGCUGGCGGAGCAGGCGGGGGAGAUCUAG